Molecule: messenger RNA, 1452 nt
Organism: Trypanosoma conorhini
Lineage: Eukaryota; Euglenozoa; Kinetoplastea; Trypanosomatida; Trypanosomatidae
Product: putative leucine-rich repeat protein (LRRP)
Exons: 1
Coding region: 1-1452 (483 amino acids)
Biological process (GO): outer dynein arm assembly
Cellular component (GO): cytoplasm
Molecular function (GO): protein binding
Source: RefSeq, a predicted model, not a curated record
AUGGCAGCAAUGUACAGUGAUGUUUUGGAGCUGGGGCGUGAUGGUGGCAGCAGAGAUGACAAGGUGGAUGGGGUUGUGUUGUUGCGGAGCGACGCCUCGGAAUUCACCCCUGCCGAACUUGAGGCCUUGAGCCGGCUGAAUCUGAGUGACGUUCCGGCACCGAGUGCGAGCAGCGGCACCGUUGGCGGGAGUGGCGCUCACGAUGGCGCUUGCAAAAGCGGCAAGGGGAGGAGGUCGCGAAAUUUUUUUUCUCUUUUGAGUGGCGACCGCCGGGUCGGCUGUUGCUCCUUCAGGACCCUGCUUCCCCGUGCGGAGCUAGUGGGUGGCACCGACAGCAUGGCCGACGCGGUGCUCAGUCGGUCUCAGCUGCACGUGGAGGGUCGUGCACUGCGUGAUACUUCACUCGUGGGGUGUUUUUUGAAUUUGACACAUCUCUACAUGCAACACAACCACAUCGCCUCGCUCGAUGGUCUCUCCUUGCUGGCCCAACUCACCGUUCUUGUGCUGCACCACAACAACGUGGAGUCGCUGCGGCCACUGGCAGAGCUCGUUGCGUUACGUUUUAUUGAUGCCCGGUUUAACUCCAUCGCGACGCUGGAUCCGUCGCAGGAUCUUCCGAGGGAAUCGCUGCGGUAUCUCUCACUUCUGUCCAACCCAUGCUGCCGCAGUGAGUCCGCGGUGGCCACCGAGCGAGAUGCAUACAGGCGGAGUAUUAUGGAAUGCUGCCCGCAGCUCGAGGUACUUGACGACCUGCCGUGCCAAACACCUUCACCUUCCAGUGACGAGGACGACGCUGAGAGUUUGGAGGAAGCGGAAGCUGAGACGGAAGCUGAGUUGCAUCAACAAGGGAAAGCGACACCGACUCCGCCGUCGCCCGACGCACCGGGGCACCGUAGUCAUCUUCGCUCACGACUCAGUCGCCUGAUGAAAGUGAGUCGAACACCACCUCAGAAGUCGCUCUUGCCGUCGUCCGCCGUGGGGAAUUCACCCGGAUCGAACGAUGCCACAAUGACUACUCGUUUGUGUCAACAGUUUGAGCAUCGCUCUGGGAGCAUACGUAAACAGGCAUGCGACCAUGCGCUUACAAUGCCGUGCUCGGCUCAAGCUGGUUGGGCUGGCGGCCAUGCCGAGAGCAGUGAACGCGAUGGCGAAGAUGGAGAUGGGGAGAGGAAUUUGCUGCCGCUUCCACUAGUGCAGGAAAGGGAGACAAAGUCGCGGCUUUACGCAGACAUUCACUUUGCCUUGGGUAUGGCAAAUCUGCAGGCGCAGCAGGUGAUGGGAAACGUCUGGGAAGAUGUGGGAAAGGUGCUUCGCACGAGGCAGGCUCUGGUGAGUCAUCGCCGUGAGCGGAUAGAAUUGCAGCGAAAACAGCCCUCUAGCGCCUAUGCCGAAAGUCUCGCGUUGCUGCAAAAGGAACAGCACACUACAGAUUUGGAUAAAUACCGCAGAUGA